Echinococcus granulosus is the source of this 402-nucleotide messenger RNA. RefSeq lists its product as hypothetical. The record is from RefSeq and is a predicted model, not a curated record. The transcript has 3 exons. Bases 1 to 402 code for a protein of 133 amino acids. Lineage: Eukaryota; Metazoa; Platyhelminthes; Cestoda; Cyclophyllidea; Taeniidae.
AUGCAAGUUAAGGCUCAAUCUCUCCUUAGUAAUUUUUUUCAACUUUUAUACUUGACUUUUCAUAUUAUUUUCGGUUUUUCAAAAUCAGUCGAACUUAUCCCUAUUAAAAGUACCGUUGAUGAAAAGUUGUCCUCUCACUGUUUGGACAUCCUCCCGGAAUUAUCAGUAGAAGGUUUCAAAGUUUCAUGCUUGCGAAAAGUUGAAAUCGAAGAAAUUUUAUUUUGUGAGACAGUUUACCUUGCAAUAUCAUUGCGUAUGGCUCAGCUUGCACUCGUAGAAACCCAACUAGUAGGCAAAUCAAGAUUAAUUUUGUUACGAAGUUCCACAAUUUAUAACAUGAAAUUGCACUAUAGAAAGCAGUGUUUUCAAUGUCAACAGAUCCACCGGAAUUCACAGCUUUGA